Molecule: messenger RNA, 658 nt
Organism: Anthonomus grandis grandis
Lineage: Eukaryota; Metazoa; Arthropoda; Insecta; Coleoptera; Curculionidae
Gene: RpL26
Product: 60S ribosomal protein L26
Exons: 4
Coding region: 165-614 (149 amino acids)
Biological process (GO): ribosomal large subunit biogenesis; cytoplasmic translation
Cellular component (GO): cytosolic large ribosomal subunit; ribosome
Molecular function (GO): structural constituent of ribosome; RNA binding
Source: RefSeq, a predicted model, not a curated record
GUUAAGUAAAGACGCGCCUUUAUUUUCUAAUGUUUUCACAAUCCCAAUUGUCUGUCACCUGUCAACAUGUGACAUUUCUGACCACUGACGGGCACCCGCUCGCCAUCUUUCUUUUUUUGACAAGUUUGUUUUGCUGUUGUCGGGCUUAAAAAACAGCAUCGAAAAUGAAAUUUAACAAACUGGUGACCGCUUCGAGGAGCAAGAACAGGAAAAGGCAUUUUUCCGCCCCCUCGCACAUUAAGCGAGUCCUUAUGUCAGCCCCGUUGUCUAAAGAACUUAGACAAAAAUACAACGUUAGGUCCAUGCCAAUCCGUAAAGACGAUGAAGUCCAGGUUGUGAGGGGACACUACAAGGGCCAACAAGUCGGCAAAGUUGUCCAAGUAUAUAGGAAGAAAUUUGUUAUCUAUAUCGAGAGGAUACAAAGAGAAAAAGCUAAUGGGGCCAGUGUUUACGUUGGUAUUCACCCAUCUAAGGUAGUGAUUGUAAAACUGAAAAUGGACAAGGACAGGAAGAAGAUCAUCGACAGGAGGGCAAAGGGACGUCUCGCUGUAUUGGGCAAAGACAAGGGCAAAUACACAGAAGAGUCCGCCGCUGGAGCAGUGGAGACUUCUUAAGUGUAUAGUUAAUGUUUUUUAUUUAAUAAAUAAGAUACUAAAAA